CCUCUUUGUUGUCCCGGAUGUAGUUGUUUGUGGAUAGUGGAGGGAGUGUGUGUGAUUGUGGCCGGAAUUUAUUUGUUCGGUGCAAUUCUGUUUUCUUUUGUUUUACAUUUACAGAGUUCUUUAGAGAAAGGGUCCUUAGUCUUUAUUUUUUCGCGGUGUUUUUUUUUACCACCGUUUUGCUUUUUGUGGGAAUUAACAGGCUUUAGGAGAAUCAUGUCGGUCGUGCCUCCCAACCGAUCACAGACCGGCUGGCCCCGCGGAGUCACUCAGUUCGGAAACAAAUACAUCCCGCAGCCGACCAAGCCGCUCACCCUGGAGCGCACCAUCAACCUGUACCCGCUGACCAACUACACCUUUGGCACGAAGGAGCCCCUGUACGAGAAGGACAGCUCGGUGGCGGCGCGGUUCCAGCGGAUGCGAGAGGAGUUUGAGAAGAUCGGGAUGCGGCGGACGGUGGAGGGGGUUCUGAUCGUGCACGAGCACAGGCUGCCGCAUGUGCUGCUGCUGCAGCUGGGCACCACCUUCUUCAAGCUACCAGGUGGAGAAUUAAACCCAGGGGAAGAUGAAGUGGAAGGACUCAAGCGCCUUAUGACAGAGUUUUUUAAUCACCAGAUUCUGGGACGUCAGGACGGAGUCCAGCAGGACUGGGUGAUUGAUGACUGCAUAGGCAAUUGGUGGCGACCCAACUUUGAGCCUCCACAGUAUCCAUAUAUUCCAGCUCACAUCACCAAACCCAAGGAGCACAAGAAGCUGUUCCUUGUGCAGCUGCAAGAAAAGGCCCUGUUUGCCGUGCCCAAGAACUACAAACUAGUGGCUGCUCCCCUGUUUGAGCUGUACGAUAAUGCUCCCGGCUACGGACCCAUCAUCUCCAGCCUGCCACAGCUUCUGAGCAGGUUCAAUUUUAUUUAUAACUGAGGAGAUUCCUGUCCACUAGCUCCAGCGAGGGAUUGAGCUGUCUCUGUGAGCGCAGCCUCAGAAGGAGCAGAGUGACCCGGCAGAGGGCUCUGUGGAUUUGCCAGACUUUUUUGUCCAGUGUUUUGUUACAGCUGUUAAGAGAUGUGUCUUGUUUUAAGGAAUUAGUAUAGACGUGAUUAAAGCAAAUGUCAACUGUUAUAAAUGAGGUGGGAGAUUUUUUUUCUUUUCAAACAUUUAUUUUUUUAGUGUUGCUAUCACUUUUAUACUUCAUUAAAACUGUUCCCUGGUGACCCAAAAUCUUUUUUAUGCUCUUUGACAAAUGUCUCCCAAGUCUGUGUACAGUAGUGGAUUGUUUAAAGAUGUCAACUUGACCUAUCCUAUUUUUGCACAUGAAUGUCAUGUGUUUUUGUAAUAAAAUAGCCUUUCCUUGUU
Messenger RNA from Lepisosteus oculatus (spotted gar), 1347 nucleotides. RefSeq names its product nudix hydrolase 21 (gene nudt21). Gene Ontology annotation, molecular function: mRNA 3'-UTR AU-rich region binding. Gene Ontology annotation, cellular component: mRNA cleavage factor complex. The record is from RefSeq and is a predicted model, not a curated record. Lineage: Eukaryota; Metazoa; Chordata; Actinopteri; Semionotiformes; Lepisosteidae.